This is a messenger RNA of Medicago truncatula (barrel medic), 1599 nucleotides long. Its product is annotated as START domain-containing protein 10. The transcript is spliced from 5 exons. Lineage: Eukaryota; Viridiplantae; Streptophyta; Magnoliopsida; Fabales; Fabaceae. Gene Ontology annotation, molecular function: lipid binding. The record is from RefSeq and is a predicted model, not a curated record. The coding region runs from base 253 to 1029 and encodes 258 amino acids.
UUAUCCUGCUGCUUUUCUGGCUGGAAUAAUAGAAUCUAUCUUUUAUUUAUCUCUAAAGAGAGAGAAGGCUAUUCUUCUAAUAAUGUAAGGUUCUUCUGUCAUUGCAUGUGCAGCAAUCACCUCUUCUUGGCACUUCUUAGCCUCUCUUUUAAACUAUGCAUCAUCACAUAACCCUUACCACUUUUUGUAUAUAUAUAUAUAUGCCUUUCAUUUAUCAAUAGUCUUAAAUCUCAUAAAAGAAAACCAGCCACAAUGAGCAGGAGAACUGUACCUUGCAGCCGAUCUUGGUCAAUUAGUGAGGACUCUCUUAAAAGGUAUGUACAGUUUGCAAGUGAAAGUUGCAUACAAGAGUUACUAGCAGCUUCGGACACAAACAGAGGAAACUCAAACAAUGAUGAAUGGAAAGUGCUCACUUUUGAUAAUGGAGUUGAGAUAUCAAAACGAAGGUCAGGUUCAUUUCACACUUUUCGCAGCCGUUGGGUGCUUAGAUCCGUCUCUCCACAACAAUUCAUAACUGUGGCUAAUGCCAUUGAUGCUGCAAAGCAAUGGGACUCUGAUUUGGUGGAAGCAAGGUACAUAAAAGAAAUUGAAGACAACCUAAGCAUAAUUCGCCUUAGGUUUGGAGAUAACUCUAAGCCUCUCUUUAGGAAUAGAGAAUUCAUUGUCUAUGAGCGCCGUCAAACCAUGGAAGAUGGCACUGUGGUUGUAGCAGUUGCUUCACUGCCAAAGGAAAUAGCUGCUGGGUUACAUCCGAAGCAAAAUAAUUCAAUCAGAGGACUAUUGUUACAAUCAGGAUGGGUAGUUGAGAAGCUGGAAGAUAAUUCAUGUGCUGUUACUUAUGUUGUUCAGUUAGAUCCUGCAGGGUGGUUGCCCAAGUGCUUUGUCAAUCGAUUUAACACAAAACUCGUUAUGAUCAUUGAAAACCUUAGAAAAUUAGCCCAAGCAUGUCCAAAUGAAGCUGAAAAUUUACCACUUUGUAAAGUUGCAGGAGUCAGAAAGGAUCAGUGUAACCAAGCACUCUCAAAUUAAUGUGAUAUAUUAUUUGCUUACUAUCAUAGAUUAUAGGUAAUAAAUAGAACGAAAUGAAUCAUUUGAGCCAAAUGCCAAUAUUAGCAUUGCAAUACAAUGAAGCUGAAAGUCUUUGGUGUCUCUUUCAAUUUCUCAUGGUAUCAAACGCUUUGAAUCUUGAGCAAGAAAAUAAAGAAGGGGAUAAUUCAAGUAUGGUAUAUGAAAAAAAGAAAAAUUAUUUAAAGGCGGAGCCAAGCCCUUGAUUUCAAGCUUGCCAAGAAAAAAUAUGCUUCAACUCUCAACAAAUUAAAAUGACAAACCAAUACACUACAACACCAAGAAAUUCCUCCAAUGCUCACACUUUCAUUUGGCAUGUCAUGUCCUAAAAAAUUAGCAUAUAAAAAAAAACCAUCGUCAAUUUCAGCUACUAAGUCUUACCAGUAAUAUAAUACUACUAUUAUCAAAGCAAUUUGUUUUUAGAAUAUCAUAUUCAAUAUCCAACAGGACCCAGAACAUGUUACAUAAAUAAUACCUGCAUUUGAUUGCAUGUAGAUGAAAUGAAAAAUAAACACAACAGCAUGAUUAUCAUUA